CGACCUGCAGCAACGCGUUUCGCCACCAACUUCCACAUGUUGGACCGCUUGAAGAAGCAGCGAAAAGCGUUGGUGGCUAUGGUCACAACAGACGAGAGGUGGACAGCGACGUUGGUUCCCCAUGCACAGCGAUCGACCUUCCACGAGAUGGAAGAUGUCUUGCUUGAUGCAGCAGGGUUUUGGGAAAAUGUCAACAAGGCAAUCAAUGCCGUAUACGACAUUGUUUUGCUGUUGAAGGUGGUGGAUGGCAACGGUCCAACCAUCAACAAGGUUUAUGCGAAGAUGGACAGGAUAGUGGAAUGCCUGCGAGUCAACAAGGACCUGACGGCAGAGGACCGGGAGGAGAUCGAGGUGAUGGUCAUGCGCAGAUGGAAUGCUAUGACCACCCCCCUCCAGUGUGCAGCCCUGUUCUUGGAUCCGGAGUACCGGACAUCUGAGCCGCACAACGAUCCAGAGAUCCAAGAUGGAUUCUACACUUGGGUGUACACAUGGCUGAAAGGGUCGCCGCAGGAGGUGUGCGACCAGGUGGAGUACGAAGUGGAUUGUUGGGUUCAAAACAUUGGGAAGUUCAGUUCGCAAGCAGCCACGGAUGCAGCCCGUAAGCAAAACCCUGCAGCAUUGUGGAAGCGCAGGUGCAAUGAGCUGCAACACUUGCAGCCCCAUGCCAUUCGGUUGUUGGGGCAAGGGUCGUCGGCUUCAGGUUGCGAAAGGAAUUGGAGCCUUUUUGCAGCAAUUCACUCCAAAGAGCGGAAUGCCUUGGCCCCUGAGACAAUGCACAAAUUGGUGUACACGAAGUGGAAUAUGCGCCUGGUUGACUCGCUGCAGCAGAUGCCGGAGAGGGCAAAAGACCUUGUUGAAUGGGAUGACCCACCGACGGAGGAGGAGCAAAAGGAGGCUAAAGAAAGAGUGAAGUUGGCUGAACGCAGAUUGAAGAGCCUUACCUCGGCUGGUGACGAUGUUGUUCCACCUGUUGAUGGCGGGGGUGACGAAGAUGGGGAUGAAGCUGUUGUUCCGUGCCGUGAAGAAUGCAACCUUGAGGAGAUUGAGGAGGGUCGUUGCGGGGACUGGUGUGGAUUGACAAAGGCAGGCAACUUCCUCGUCAAGCGUUCCCAAACUGAAGUGCGAAGGAGGGCACGCACCUUGGGAGCAGAGGAGCACAUGCGUGCCCACAGAAAGGGGGGUGGUGACACACUGCCUCAUGGUGCUGCGACGACAACACCACAAAAGGAGACAGGGACAUCGUCGGCACAGCCUGAUCCUCCACGCCAAAAAAAAGGUAGAGGCAGGCCAAGAAAAACGCCAGCGACGGAUGUGGGGGGUUCAGAUGCCAUGACUGCGGAGGGAGAGAACAACCCUGCGCAGACACUCAAGGAAAACCCUGCGCAAACACUUGAAAAGAACGGAGGAGAGGGGAGCAAGGAUGAGGGGGGCAAGGACGAGGGUGUGGCAAGGAAGAGGCCACGUGAUGAUGAAGAGGAAUGUUCAUCGGACUACUCAUCAGACGAUGAUGAGCGGCCAUUGGCUGAGAAAAAAAGGAAGGGGACAUAGAGAGAGAGAGAGAGAGAGAGAGAGAGAGAGAGAGACUGCCGGUUUUGGGGCGGUCAUUCAUGAUUUGUCAAUCAUGAUUCA
Messenger RNA from Chara braunii, 1629 nucleotides. The record is from the annotation of a GenBank genome assembly. NCBI's taxonomy places the organism in Eukaryota, Viridiplantae, Streptophyta, Charophyceae, Charales, Characeae.